Messenger RNA from Cyprinodon variegatus (sheepshead minnow), 3320 nucleotides. Its product is annotated as pleckstrin homology domain-containing family G member 3-like. The transcript is spliced from 13 exons. Lineage: Eukaryota; Metazoa; Chordata; Actinopteri; Cyprinodontiformes; Cyprinodontidae. The record is from RefSeq and is a predicted model, not a curated record. The annotation marks the transcript as partial. Gene Ontology annotation, molecular function: guanyl-nucleotide exchange factor activity.
UUCGGUGGCGGCGCUCACGGAGUGCAUGAUGAACAAAUCUCUGGCCCAGUUUUUCCGGGAGCGCCAGGCGUCUCUGAAGCGCUCCAUGCCUCUGGGCUCCUACCUGCUCAAACCGGUCCAGAGGAUCCUGAAGUACCACCUGCUGCUCCAGGAGAUCGCCAAGCACUUUGACCCUGAGGAGGAGGGCUAUGACGUGGUGGAGGAGGCCAUCUACACCAUGACGGGGGUGGCCUGGUACAUCAACGACAUGAAGAGGAAGCAUGAGCACGCCGUCCGGCUGCAGGAGGUCCAGUCCCUGCUGCUGAACUGGAAAGGCCAGGACCUCACCACCUACGGCGAGCUGGUUCUGGAGGGAAACUUCAAGGUUCCCCGGGCCAGACACGAGAGGACGCUCUUCCUGUUCGACCGCAUGCUGCUCAUCACCAAACGGCGCGGAGAGCACUACGUCUACAAGACGCACAUCUCUUCCUCCACGCUGCUGCUGAUCGAGAGCGCCAAAGACUCUCUGAGCUUCAGCGUGAGCCACUACAAACACAUCAAGCAGCCUCACACUGUGCAGGCAAAGACUGUGGAGGAGAAGAAGCUCUGGGCUCAUCACAUCAAACGCAUCAUUUUAGAGAACCACCCGGCAGCCAUCCCACAGAAGGCUAAAGAAGCGAUUCUGGAGAUGGAUUCCGUCUGUCCGGCCAGGUACCGUUACAGCCCCGAGCGGCUGAAGAAGGCGGUGAUGGAGGAGUUCCCCAGAGAGGCUCGUCAGGGCCGCAGACAGUCCGAACCGACCAAACAGAUGCUGAGGAGGACUGAAGCACCUCUGCAGCACGCCAACAGCGAGGACGCCUUGCCGGAUGACAGGCUCUCGCUGGAAGGCGGCAUCAGCAGCAGCGACCUGGGUGAGUUGGAUUGUGGCAGUCUUCUCCAGGAGGAGGGUUUCCCCAGCAUGGGGAGCUCAGCAGAGAGGCUGGGGUGCAGCAAAGAAGAGGUGGAGGAGGAGACGAGGCAGCUGGAUGAGUUCCUCCUAGAGGACAAGCAGGUGGCAGAGAGAGGAGGCUUCAUCUCCAGCACAGAAAACGGACAGUACUCUGCAGACGAACAGAACAGAGCAGAACCAGCACCUGAGCAGCCGCCAACAGAUACGUUGCCUGAAGAGAAGCUCUUGAAAGAAGCAGAACAGUCCUCUGAUCUUUCCGUUGUCCCUGAGGUCCCUCAGAUGUCUGAACAUCCAAACGCUGAUGAAGAUCCAGAACACAUUGACCUGCCCUCCUCUUCUGACGCCAAGACUCUGAGCAGUGGUGAAUCUUCUGAGGAAGAUGAGGGUGAAGUGGGAGAAGAGUCCACUUCUCCCAGUAUUCUACCAUCCUCGGUUCUGGACAAGGCCAGCGCCAUCGCUCAGCACUGCUCCAGCAGCAUCAGGAGAGGCAGCCUGGCCCAGGAUGAUGGCUGGUCUGUAGGAUGUCCGUCUCCUCGGUUACCCAGCAGAUCUGGCAGCAUGCUCAGCCUCAGGUCCGAGUCGGCCAACAGAUCGUUCCGGCUCAACAGCGACUUGUAUGAUCCUCUGGAACCUCUGGGUGGAACAGACUUGAGUCUGGUGUCCCCCCGAGAUGACGGUAUCUUGGAUCAAGACCGAAGCAUUCGGCGAAGACGGGAUUCCACCCUGUCCAAGCAGGACCUGCUGCUGAUUGGCAAAAUCAAAAAUUACUAUGAGAACGCUGGGAACCAGGACGCGGCGUUUAGCCUGCGGCGCAGGGAGAGUCUGACAUACAUCCCCUCAGGGUUGGUCCGCAGCUCCGUCAGCCGCUUUAACAGCAUACCGCGAGAUGAAGCCAUCCAGUCCAGCUCUGCCUCAGUCCAUCCUCAGGGUCCGGACCACGUCCCCACAGGUCCUGGACCCGCCACAAAUACAGAGACCACAGACCACAUGGUUUCUGGUCAGCCUGAGAAGUCUGAUCCGUUCAGAGAGAAGUUUGAAGAACAUCCCAGACGCAGUGAUGACAAUCUGCCAGGAGAAGAGUUAAGAUCUUCUUCUGAAAUGAUUAAGAUCUUGCAGGCAAAGGAGGGACAGAUAUCCAGGUCUCAAAUCGAAGACCGGGAGUCUAACCGGUCCAGGGACAUAGAAAAACCCUCCAGACCCGCUAGCAUCAGCAGGAGCUGUGACCCGGAGUGGGGAGUGUCUGCUCUGAGCGGCGUCGAGGACUCCACUAGUCCCCCAAGGACCAACAGUCGGACCCUGAGGUAUUUUGGAGAAGAAACUGUGACCCUCAGAGCCACAGCUCCUCGGGUGGUGCAGCUGAGAGCAGAGGCUACUGGGAAAGAACUGGCAGAGGAUUCGGACCAAAUGGACGAGCUGGACAGGGCAGAGAGUAAAGUCCGUCUUCUGGCGCGUCGGUACAGCCAGCGGAUCAGAUCUGCCAGUCCUGUGGGUCGGCAGGGAGGUAAGGCCGGUCUUUGCAACAAGAAGAGUCUGGCCUGUGUGUUUGAGGAGAAGGAGAGUUCAGGUAAACCCAACCUGACUCUGCCGCCGGUUUCUAAAAGCCAGUCCGCCGGCCUGCCUCUGAGCCCAGUGGACCCGUCCCCAGGGGCCGUGUCUCCAGGUCGGCCCUCCUCCCGCAGCCCCCUCAGCCCCCCUGCCCCCACCGAGGGCUUCAGCUGGCCAGAUGUUCGGGAGCUUCGCUCCAGAUACUCCAACGGUGGCCGGUCACUGAAGAAUCCGAUGAGUCGCAGCUCCACCGUCACGGAGAACAUGCUGGACGGGGGUCUCAGGAGGCAUUCCAGCGGCUCCUCCAGUCAUCUCCACUCCGAUCCCAGUGGAUGGUCCUCACGUAGGCCUCCAGGCAGCCAGGAGGAGCGCCCCAAUCGGCUCCAGAGAGCCAAUUCUCUGGAUCCUCGGCUGAAUUUGCACCAGACGGGGGAGCUGCAGAGGCUUCAGAGACAGGCCAGCCCGGACAUGGAGGAGGGUUACUACAUCGCAGCCGAGAGGCCGCUCACCGACGACCCGGAGCACAAGAUCAUCAUCAUGGAGAAGCUUCCAGAAGCUGGAAAAACAGCCUCUGAAUCCGAAGGGGAGGAUGACGGCAGAUACGUCCAGAUACGCUCGCCCACCAGCAGGGAGAAGAUCUCCAUCAUGGCCGUCCUCGACCGCUGCCGCGCCUACCAGGAGUCUGACGAGUACAAGCAAAGGGGCGACACCAAGAGGAGUCCUCAUGAGUCCACCAAGACCACCGCAGCAUCACUGGACCUGGAUGAGUCCCAGAAGACCAGAUCAGACCUUGGACAGAGGAACAUGGUGAAAAACCUGAGGGAACGUUUUCAGAGCCAGAGCUAAA